Molecule: messenger RNA, 3748 nt
Organism: Lytechinus variegatus (green sea urchin)
Lineage: Eukaryota; Metazoa; Echinodermata; Echinoidea; Temnopleuroida; Toxopneustidae
Product: short transient receptor potential channel 5-like
Exons: 10
Coding region: 1-2892 (963 amino acids)
Biological process (GO): calcium ion transmembrane transport; regulation of cytosolic calcium ion concentration; manganese ion transport
Cellular component (GO): cation channel complex; membrane
Molecular function (GO): protein binding; inositol 1,4,5 trisphosphate binding; store-operated calcium channel activity
Source: RefSeq, a predicted model, not a curated record
AUGCCAGAUAUCAUCGUCGUCUUACUUGAGCAUGGUAUACAACUAGGAGACGCCCUCUUGCGAGCGGUUGAUGAACAGUUUGUGUAUGCUGCUCAGAUACUAUGCGAACACAUCAAACAAAAGAAUAUUCCGGAGUUUUUAAAGUGUCGCGCCCUCAACGGUGACUUCCAUCCCGACAUUACCCCCAUUGUCCUUGCCGCGCAUCACAACAACUACGAUAUCAUCAAGAUACUGCUGGAAUACGGCGCUCGCAUCGAGGAUCCCGAGUACUAUGCCUUCUCGACGGAAACCAAUACCCUACAGCACUCUCUGGGAAUGUUGAACAUUUACCGUGCCCUGGCCAGCCAAGCCUACAUCUCUCUCACCAGCCUCGACCCUAUCAACACAGCGUUCGAACGGUGCGUCAAACUACGCAAGCUCUGUCAGGUCAACCCGGAGUUUUCCGUCGAGUUCUCGACGCUGGCCAACCAGUGUGAACAGUUUGCAGCUGAUAUCCUCGGCCACAUUCGGAACCAAGCGGAACAAACAUGCGUGCUUUACCAUGACCCGUGCUUUUACAGCAUCGGCGAGAGUGGGAUUGGACCGUACAAAGUUAAAAUUGCUAUACAUCACGAACAAAGAAAGUUUGUUGCACAUCCCCACUGUCAGCAGCAUCUUACCCAGUUAUGGUACGAGGGUCUUCCUUCUUGGUACAUGACCAACUGGAUAUCCUCAACAAUUUCCACCUGCACCGUCGGACUGUGCUUUCCGCUUCUUUGUCUUCUAUACAUUAUCUACCCGUGGGGCAACAUCGGUCGUUUAAUGCGAGUUCCUCAUGUUCAGUUUGUAUGUCACAUCAGUUCUAUGCUUGUAUUCCUAAUGUUACUUGGUCUUCAAUCCUCCUUCGAACCGAAAUAUGACGAACCCACGGGAGACCAACGGGCGGAAGUACCGAAAAUGACCGAGUGGCUUAUUCUUGUUUGGGUCAUAGGAUUAACAUGGGUAGAAAUCAAAGAGCUUUGGUACUACGGAUCGAGAUAUCUCAAGGAUAGGUGGAACAUCCUGGAUUUCUUCACGUUGUCUCUAUACUGGGCCGCCAUAGCUCUAAGGAUAGUCAUUUAUCAAAGGCAUGGUGCAUCUUUGGCUGUUACGGAAAUCCCUCCGACAACGAUGCUGUAUUCGACCAUGGAGAUCCCGACCUCGUUUACGGACGAUGAGUUCACGACGUCGGGUGAAACCCCGGUGACCGUGACGGACCCGGCAACCACAAUGGAGAUGUCGAAUUGGGAACAAGUAAUCGUAAGAAUAGAACGUCUUCACAAGGACGUCAUGGACAUCGACGAAGAGCAGACCGAUCUCGGACAGUCACUCGCCCAGGGAAUCGGGGAUAUCAAAUCUCAGUUAACCCAAAUGGACGAACGGGUGACCAAGAUCCUGGAAGAAACCGCUUCAGCAGCGCAGUCGGCCUCGGUUGUUAGUGGCGGACGUAGAGGCAAGAAAGGGGCGGGUGGGUCUAGCUCAAAUAUAACAAGAACAGGACGUGCGAACUGGAGUGCCUAUGACCCUCUCCUUGUGUCUGAGGGAUUGUUCGCUAUAGCCAAGGUUCUAAGUUUCCUCAGACCCAUUUGUUAUACUGUGAUGAACCGUCAUGUCGGUCCAAUGCAGAUCUCACUUGGAAACAUGAUGUUCGAUAUUUGCAAGUUUCUCUUGAUUUUUUGUUUUGUGUGGUUCGCCUUCUCACUCGGAAUGAAUCAGUUGUAUGGAUAUUACUCGUACAUCACUCGGGAAAUAUGUGAUUUGAAUAACCCUAUGGAAGAACAUUGUAAACAGCCAUUUGAAACGGUGCAGUAUACUCUGAGUACAUUGUUCUGGGCUCUCUUUGGCUUGCCUGAGAUGAACAUCGUUGACAUCCGUGGAGUUGAUCAUGAAUUCACCGAGACUGUUGGACUGAUGCUGUAUGCUGCUUACCACGUCAUCGCAAUCGUCGUCCUGCUCAACGUCCUUAUCGCUAUGAUGAGCAAUACCUACACAAGGAUAGAGGAUGACUCUGAAGUGCAAUGGAAAUUUUCCCGGUCUAAACUGUGGAUGAGUUAUUUUGCUGGCCGAGGGUCAUUACCCGCACCGUUCAACGUCAUCCCGACACCCAAAUCGAUGUUGUAUUUCUACCGGUGGCUGAGAGGCAAGUUGGGCAGCGAAAAGCACAGACAGGCGAUUAGGGACAGGAAUAAAGCAAAGAUGGAGGAGAAAGAGCAGCAAUACAGGGAAAUCAUGGGCAAGCUGGUGAAACGUUACAUCUUCGACGCGAAGAGAGAUGAAGACGAAAACAACCAAGAACAAUGGGUGAACCGGCUCAAACAGGACAUCUCCGGAUUCAAGUACGAGAUGUUCGAAGCGCUCACCGGCAUGGAUAAAAAGAUGAACGAAAUGGAGCAGCGAAUCGAAGAUGGCGGCGUCAAGGAGCCCGGAACUCAAAUGUUUCACAAGAUGGAGGAUGUCGUGAAAAGACCUAUUUAUCAGCCUGAUAGCAUGCAAUCAGUGAUAUCGGGAUGCUCGGACCUCAUGAAUGCAGCCUCCAAAGAUCUUCUUAAUUCGAAAGGCUCGAACAAUAAUAACUCGUCGCCUCUACUCGACGACGGUCUGAACGACCCGUCGACUAAGAACCGCAAUGCGCGCGGCCAUCCAAAAUCCACCUCAAUGCCGUGUAACAUAGCGGAAUACCUAUAUCCUCCUGAAUGGGAGAAAAAUGAACCCAUUUUGUUCAUCGAUGAGGAUCCUGAUGUGCCUAUUCUUGGAGGUCCACCCAGGAAAGAAAGUAAGAAGAGGCGAUUUAGCGCCAACCACAUGAUGAACCAUAUAGGUUCCAGGCAUCUAAAGCGUAAAAAGUCAAAUAGUAAAAACACCACACGAGUUUGACACGCGUGUGUGGAUUGACACGAAUUUGACUGCGAAUGUCAUCCAUGCAUAAUCCUUGCCCCCCUUUCAACAGCAAAUAAUGAUUAUGAUUAUACAAAUAGUGAUUAUAUAUGUGUAUGUUCAUGAACAAUUGGUGCUUUUCGAUAUUGGAUUAUAGUGUCGACGUAUAAUGGGAAAACGACCCCUAACUGCUAUUGUCCCGGUCAAGCUGGUACGCGCACAUUGUCUUGCCUUUUCAGACUCGGAUGACGUUUUGACGGGCCUCUUCGAUCCAUGGAAAGGGGACACCAGGACAACAUCAAUUCUGUCAAGAAGAUUGCAAGCAGAUGUGUAUCUACAAUGCUUAAGAUAACGGUAGCAGAUUCGUCGACGACGGUGUAUCAUGACGAGAUAAAUUUUCCUUCUUAAAGAUAUUAUGAUCUGUAGAUAUCACCAGUUCUAAUUUAAAAUUUCUUGAUGUGAAAAAAAUACGAAAUUCUUUUCAACUUAAAGGGCAAAACCUUAUGAUUGCUUAUCUAUUGAUAGGUGUUCAUAUCUAUUCAAUCUGUAUUGUAUCUUGUGUUCCUGUUUUCAGCCGGUUGGCAUUCUCGUAAAACAAACAUUGGUUUUAACCAAGGUGAAUGAAAGGUAUUAUCAGGUGACGUGAAAUCACGAUAGUGUUAAACAAUUUAUAACAAUUUUCUUUAGCAAAGUUGAUUAAUCAAAGGACGAUAGAAAGUUUUGAGAUGAGAACACAUACACGUUUUGAUAGCACUAAUUGAGGCCUGCUAUUUUACGAAAAGGAAAUGAAUGCGGGAAAAAAGUUUUUUUAUCAGAAAAGGAAUAGGGUUCUUUAGUUUAACCAUUUUUGCAUAUU